AUGAGUACAAUUCAGGUAUUGAUAGGUGAUAUUAACAGUCUCUUAUCAGAUUCCAAAAGGAGAUUCUCAGAAAUACGCAAUGGGUGUGAAACAGCCGUUAAACAUUUACAGAAUUAUAAUCAAACCAUGCCGAUUCAAAAUAUCAAGAAUGAACUCGAUAAACAAAUAAUCAUUAAACCAUUUAUUCUUGCAUGUAAAUCGGGGAAUAUAAAACUUACCAACACUGCCACUCCAGUGAUUUAUAAAUUAAUAUUGGCACACGCUAUUCCAGAAGAAAACAUUCCCGAGUUGUUGCAAGCUUUAUUAGAAGCUUCAAAUCUUGCAAUUGAUAUUCAGUUAAGAAUUUUACAAUGUUUACCUGCUUUUAUGCAAGUUUACACAUUCACUGGUUCAAAUUUAUUGGAUUUAUUAUCAAUUUGUUCGAGCUUAACUGCUAAUAACAAAUCCCCAAUUGUGAGCAAUGCAGCAUCUGCAACAUUACAACAGUUAUUUACUAAUAUUUACGAUAGUAUUGGAGUACCACAAGUACCAGAAUCCGAGAGAACAAACGAAAUCACAAUAGAUGAUGAUGUUACUAUCAAAGUUGAUAAUCCAUCAUUUGAAGGGUACAGAAUUUUCUUAGAUUUAUGCCAUUUACUCGAUAGUGAAAGCCCAGAAUUUUUAACUGAAUCAAUUCAUAUUAAAUUCCUUUCCCUUCUUGAAAUUAUCGAAAAUAUAAUCCACGGCCAUCAAAAAUUGUUUCAGGAUCAUCAAGAAUUGGCAUUUUUAUUAAGAACAAAAGUUUUCCCCACAUUAUUGAAGUUCUUGAAUUCGACCACAAAGAGUUUUCCAUUAAUUGAUAGAACUAUGAGAAUCAUACACGUGUUAUUGGCAACGCAAUUACAGAAUUUGACAAUUGAAGGUGAAAUUGCGUUGUCGUAUUUUAGUCAUUUAUUGUUGGAUGAUCCAGAAUCGGCGUCAAACGAUCCAGUGUGGGAAAAAGUCAUCGUCCUUGAAAUGUUCAAGAAUCUUUUCAGCGAUUUCCUGGUUAUAAGAACAAUUUUUGAAAAAUAUGAUUAUAGCAAAGGGAAUAAGAAUGUAUUGAAGGAAUUAUUUACUGUGUUUACUGUUUAUCUUCAGAAGAACGAUCAUUUAGUUAAGGAUGUGGUUGAACCUAUGUCAAGGGCUCCUUCUUCUGGUGACGGGUCUAUUUCAGGUUUAUACUUGUCACGAACUAAAUCUAAUAUCAAGCCUCUGAUUUUAGAUCAUUUGGAUAAAACCAAUCCACCAACCGAGAUCCCAGCUACUUAUCCGAUAUAUUUGAUUUAUCAAAUAGUUGUUUCAUUUGCUGAAGGUGUUGCCCUGUUUGUAUAUAAUGUCUAUGAUGAAACCAAAGAUGCUGCUACAUUGGAAGCGGAUAUUGAGCUUGCCAAUUCAUUAGUUAAAGAAUCGACCGUCGAUGUCAGUUUGUUAUAUGAAAUGUAUAUAUACAGUUCCAUGGAUGAUGAGACAUUCCUUACAUUAAUCAAAUCAUUUCAAAAGUUGACACAUGCGACUGGAUUGUUAGGGUUGACUGCAGAAAGAGAUCGUUUAUUAUUGAUUUUAUCAAAGGCUACUAUUAAAAAUGUUGGUAAAACAGAUAAUAUCCCUCAUCCAGAAACCUCGCUUUUGCAAGGACAAAAGAAACAGCUAUUGGCAUUUGGAGAACAAUUGGUUGAAUCGAUAAGUUCUACCAUAACUGGUGAAGAAACUAAUCAGAAUAGUAACUCUCAUACUUCCGCGCCAGUUUUACACUCCCGUUAUUUCAAUUCUCGUCAUGUUGUUUGUCUUCGCGUGUUGAGUAGUAUUGCCAUGACUUUAAAAUCUACCUUACAGGAGUCUUGGAGUAUUGUAUGGAUAACAUUUCAAUGGUGUAAUUAUUUUCUUGAGGGACCUGAUCAAUUUAGUGGAUUUAGUAACCAUAAAUCUUAUCAAAAUUUUACAAAAUCUAUGUUGCCACAAAUCAGCGCCCAAGAUGUUGAAACCAUCAAUAAUUCAAAAAAUAGAUUAUAUGAAAGUUUGGGUGAUAGUCUGGUGGAUGUGUUUAGAAUUUUACUUGGAUCUUUAACUGAAUUAUCUGAUUGCGCUUUUAAAGGAAUUGAAGGUAAAACCGAAUUACCCGUGGCACUAUACAACAAGACAUACUUUUUAAAUGAACUUGUACAUAUUUGUGAUGUUGAUAAAAAUCAAUGGUUGAUCAAUGAUGAUGAAUCUUGGGAUAUUGUUAGUUCAUAUUUUAUUAAAUUAGGUUCUGAUAGAAAUUUGGCAUUUAAUUUAAGGGGAUAUAUUGUUGAGACAUACACCAAAGUUAUUGAAUUCACAGCAGUUGCUGGGUUUAAGGAAGAUUCGUUGGUUAAUAAAACAUCACAACGAACUUUGAAUGGAUUGAAUAGAUUUCUUGAUUCGUUGAUUGAAAUGGGUGUGCCACAAGAGUUGUUGAUCAUUAAUUGUGAAACAGAUAUUCAUUUGAAGGUUCUUACCCGCUUACAUGAUUUGAUAGAUAAAUAUGAUAAGAAUUAUCAGCUGUCAUGGAAGGAUGUGUUUAAAAUAUUGAAUUCACCAUUUAAAACAGUUGUGGGAGAAUCUGGAAGUAGCUUUUCAUCUGAUAAGGUGCAAUUAUUAAUUGAAAAAUCGUUUGAUACAAUUAAAUUAAUUCUUGAUGAAUUUAUGUCAACUUUACCAUUUGAUCAAUUUAAAUUAUUAAUUGAUACUUUAGCAAAUUUUGUUUAUCAAAAACAUGAUUUGAAUAUAUCAUUCAGUUCAGUUAGUUAUUUUUGGUUGAUUAGUGAUUCAUUAAAAUCUCGAAUGGUGAUGUUUAAUUCAGAAAAAGGUAAAUCAAAACCAAAUUUGAAAAGUGAAGAGGAUUUGGUUAAAUUUAUUGAAGAUCAGCAUGAAAGUUAUGCAUCUUAUAUUUGUUUGGAUAUUUAUUUGUUGUUAAGUUUAGCUAAGAUUUCCAAUGUUGAAGUGGAUAGAGCACAAGUUAGAGAUGGAGCAAUUCAAACAUUUUAUCAAAUUAUUGAUGUUCAUGGGAAAUUGUUGAAUAAUUCCUGGGAUUUAAUUUAUGAAGUUGUUUUACCAAAUUUUUUCAAUAUCAUUCCUGAAUCAAGAGAAAAAGACUGGCUUGAAAGUUUACAAUUGAUACUUUCUGGAUUUGUUAGUUUAUACAGUAAAUUUAUGAUGAAUGGUGAAUUGGAAGGGAUUGUUGAUAAAUGGAAGGAAUUAUUUUCCUAUUUUGAGAAACUUUUCAAAUUACAAUGGAUUGAUUUGAAUUUAAGAAUAUUUAAAUCAUUACAAGAUUUAAUGAAUUCAUUUAAUAUUCAAAAGAAUACGGAUAUUAGGCAAUUAUUUUUUGAUCUUUGGUCGCAAUUCCCAAUUGAAUAUGAUUUGGUUAAUAAUAAUUAUCAAGAUUCUUUGGUCCAAUUUAUGAACUGUUUCCCACCUUUGUACAAAAUAAUCAAGGACGAUUUGUCUGUAAAGGAAGUUGAUAUUAUUGUCGGAUUAUUAAAUAAAUGUGGAAUGUAUCCCAUCCUUCCAGGAAAUCAAUCUGACAACGAAAAACUUACUAAUUUACAAAAUUCUAUAUUGAAUAAUUUAAAGAUUAUUGAUGUUGAAAAUAUUGACAUUCAAUCUUUGGUCAUUCAACAAUUGAGCAAUAUGAUUGUUUAUCCAUUUGGAAUCAGAAAUAGAAUUUCUAAGAAAUUACAAAAUAUUGAACUGAUCAAAUCCAAGUUGCCUACAUUUAUUGGUAUAAGUCAUUUAAGUCUUGGAUUACUAAGUGAAAGAUUGAAAAAUAUUGCGGAUUUUUCUAAGCUCAUUCAAGAUAAUGCCAUUUCUAAAUGUAUGAAAUCAUUACUUGAAACUACUGAAAGUAGAUCUGUUGGUAUUUCUACAAGAAAAGUUCCACUUUGGAUAGAGAGCAAUGAUUUAUUGGUUAUUAUUAUAACUAAAUUAAUUAAUCAAGAUCAAAUUGAAAUUAAUCAAGAAUUGUGGAAAUUGAUUGUUCAAAGUAUUGAAUUGUCUAUAACUUCUGAUGAGAAUAAUCAAGAUUUAAACAUUGAUCAUUAUAAUCAAUUAACAGAAUUGGUAAUUCCAAAAUUAUUGAAGUCACAAAAUAAUAAUGGAUUAAUUAAAGAAAUAGUUGAAAAAUUAUAUGAAAAUUCAUAUCUUUAUAAACCAUUUGAUUUUGAAAUGAGAUUAAUGGAAGGCACAGAUAUUAAUGUUAUUAUAGAUAAUUUAACAUUAUAUAAAUUUAAUGAUUAUUAUGGAACCACCCAAAAAAUCGAACCUUAUUCAAAUCUUAAAAUUAGAAUGAAUUGUUUACAAGAAUUGAUUAAAUUUCUGCAAAUUCAAGAUGGUGACAAUUUAAAAAUGAAUGAAAUUAGUGAAAAUUAUUUAUUAUUAAGAUCAAGUUUUACAUUAAGAAGAAUAAUUAAUGAUAUUAAAUUAUUAUAUAAAUGUCCAUUACCAAUUAUUCAACAGAAAGAAUUGUUAAUCAUUUUAAAUGGUAUUAACAACAUUGAAUUGGUUAAUUCAUCAAAUAAAUCAGAAUUUAAGAAAUUAUACCGAUUAUUAAUCCAAUUGAUUCCUUAUUCUUCACGAGUUCCUGGGUUGAAUAAUAUAUUACCCCAGGUUUUAAUUAAAAUCUCAAUGUAA
Molecule: messenger RNA, 4671 nt
Organism: Candida tropicalis MYA-3404
Lineage: Eukaryota; Fungi; Ascomycota; Pichiomycetes; Serinales; Debaryomycetaceae
Gene: MON2
Product: Mon2p
Exons: 1
Coding region: 1-4671 (1556 amino acids)
Source: RefSeq, a predicted model, not a curated record